Molecule: messenger RNA, 5481 nt
Organism: Rasamsonia emersonii CBS 393.64
Lineage: Eukaryota; Fungi; Ascomycota; Eurotiomycetes; Eurotiales; Trichocomaceae
Exons: 5
Coding region: 1-5481 (1826 amino acids)
Source: RefSeq, a predicted model, not a curated record
AUGUCGGGUCAUUACCAGCGCCCUUUUCCCCCAGAUCGCCAGGGAUCUACAUCUGCUAACGUGUUCAUCUGUAGAUUUCAGGGAAGCACUGGGAGUCCGCUAUCUCCGACUCCUUCCAACGUCCCCGUCUCCUUCAAAACAAAUGUCAAUCGGACGAAGACGAAGCGAUGGGUAGAGGCCAAGUCGUAUUCCUACGAUGGAGGCGACUGGGGUGGCGAUGAUGACUACGAGGAGGAAACUCCUCCUGUACCCGCUCCGCCAGCAGGCCGUCGAGAUGACUCCCGCUCGCAGUCGAGUAGCGCGCCUCGCUCUGGAGAUCGAUCUCUCUCACGAGAUCGAUUAGGAGGCAACGAUCGACGCAACGAGGCUCCCAGUCAAUUGUCCUCGGACAAACCAGCGGACGCUCCCAGGGAAAGCGUCGACUCCUCCGCAGCCAAACCUCCCACCUUCGUUCGACCUGCGGACAUUUAUAAGCGCAUGCAGGAAGAGAGAGAAAAGGAGCAGCAGAACCGCGAACAGGAUGCAUUAUCCCCUGGCGACACUACGUCGGCGCCGUCCCAGGCUGGUCCGUCAGUUUCGUUACCCGAGUUGAAACGAAUGUCAGGUUUCGGUUCGGAUUUCUUGAGUGGCACAAACCAGUCCAGUCAGGAGACACAGCCGGCGGAGAACGCCGCAGCCGGUCAAGAGCAGGGUUUACACCACAAUCCUUCCCUUGGAUUCCGGUCUGUGGUCAAUCAGGCGUUCGAUGUUCCGGAAACACCGAGCUCCACGGUCGACAGCGUGGUCAGGUCAAACAGCGACAGCACCUCGGUAAUCAGUCCCAUCACAAGCAACCGUAUUCUGGACAACGAAAAGACACCGACCAUCACCGAGGAACCUGCGGAAAUGGCCCCCGCAGCUUUUCAGCCGGGGUAUCGACGGGACUUGACAGUCCCCGCCCCUGGAAAUGGGCCAGAUAAAGUGCCUGCGGUAUCCACCGCCGAAAACCUCCCUCAAGCAGAACUCGCUGAGACAUCCACCGUGACUCCCUCACAAUCUCAAGACAGUCUCGAUGCAAACCAGGCUCAGAGGGAGUCAGAUCCGGAUAACGGGACGACCCAUGCUCCGUCCCCAGAACCGACGAAGGCUGCUCACGAAAGCGUUCCUAGCGAGCCACAAUCCCAACAGGGCUCUUCCACGGGUACUAUUCCAGAAAUCCUACCAUCAAUGAGCACCGAGGCUUCACCGCAAGACCUGGAGAGCGACCGGCUGCGGAAGGAGAUUAUUCGGUCCCUGAGUCCAGAAUCGCCGGAGACUAAGGGCUCGUCAACACAGGCGCCGCAGGCGGAGCACCUCGAGCCACGACCCCGGUAUGACAGUACCUAUCUUCCUACGGAAUAUGACAGCUAUUGGAACGAGGAGCAGGACAUUACUCCUACUAGUCCUCUGCACCCCAAGCCCCCGGCGUCGUCCAAGGAGCCUCUUACCCUCACCAUCAAUCCUAAGCCUUCGAAUGAGGCAGCAUCCACGGAACGUGCCGAUGAUGCUGAUGUCUCUGACUCUCAAAAUCCUCAACUAAAGAAGCGCUUUUCAUGGGAAGAGUCUGAUGAUUCCGAGGAAGAUAUUCUUGAAGACCCUUCGCAACCUUCAGAACCUGUGCCGCCCUUUCAGACGUCUGAAAAGGAGUCUCAAUCUGAAGAGAAAGCGGCUGCGCCCAAUCCAGAAGAUGCUGGAGCUCUCAGUGUUCCAAGCAAUCAAGUAGAGAAAGAGAAAGAGAAAGAGACCGUCACAAGUCAACCUGAACCUUCACAUAACCAGCAGCUUUCACAGGUUUCCGGUCAACCGGGCAGCGAGCCGAAACUACCCGGGUUUCGCCAGAUUCUGGAGAUUAAGUCUCAAGAGAAGAGAAUUCAAACCUUCAAGGAGACAAGAGAACAGUUUGCAGUCAUCGACACAGGCUUGGCUAACUGGAUUCGGUCAACCGCUGACGCUCUCCCAGAACAUGCCGACCUGGUGCAACGCGACGGCCACCUUCCAGCUGGAGCUACCAGGCCUGUGCCUUCCAGAGCUAAGUUCCCGAAGUUCUCUUCGCUUGGAAAUCUCUCGCUAGCGACGCUUGACGAAGCUGCCGGCGCAGGUCACGCGAGGCGUCCGUCCGGUGCUCCUCUCAGCGGUAUGAUCAACAUGCAGAACGUCGAAUCGAAAGGGAAGGAUCUGCUUCACAGUGCUGGGGUGCUCGGUGGUAAGGCUGGUGGGGCAGCGCGAGGUUUCUUUGCCAAGGGCAAGAGUAAAUUGCGAGGGAGCGGAGGCGUCGACAAGGGGUCUUUGUCGAUAUUUGGCCAUCGCAGGAGCUUGCAGCUGGACGAUGUGCCCAAGAUAUCCAACCUAGAUCGAGAGAAGCCAUCUGGCGAGCCAUCUGGCGAGCCAUCUGACAAGCCGUCUGACGAGCCGUCUGGUAACUCAUCUGGCAAGCUAUCCCCCCAGCGCCUUUCGGUCAAAUCUGGAGGCGUGCCUCCUCGGCUUCCUUCAUUUAGAUUCCAUGAGAAACAGUCCUUUUCGCAGUCGUUUAUUGACACCGCUGCUUUCUCAACAAACAACGCAGUUCCUCCCCGUGCUUACUCAGCGCAAGGAUUUUACGACCAGGAAGCACGGCGGAAAUCGCUACUGCCGGUCUCCGAGGAGCCCUCUUUGUGGACGAGGUCAGAGACGCCAUCCAUCGAUAGUUCUUUGACUCGGCGGAUGAUGCAAUCCGAGGGCGUCACGGAGAAUACUGGGUCGUCGCUCAAGAAUCAGCCUGUGGCCGAUCUAUAUUCAGCUGAGCGAGAUCAAGAUUCGUGGAGACCAUCGAAUCAAGGCCUCUCUGGAGAGAACCGCUCCGAUUUCCCAAAGUCUCAACUGGACAUCUCAACAGGACGUGAUUCUCCACGUCUAUCCCUGCCUCGUCUUCCGGCUCUGGAUUUAAAUUUUUCUGAGACUCCGGGUAUUCGAGAUUCCGCAUUGAACGCGGAGUCUAGCCCCGAUUCAAUAAUUCACCUGACAGAUUGCGAAUUCGACGAUCCGCCUAGGAAUAAUAGGACAUGGAAGCGCAAUGCAGAUUCCAACUACGGAACAUCCCGUCCAGUGUCGCCGGAGAACCUCAGAGUAUCGCCCCUGCCAGAGGGAAGGGACAGACGGUUAUCAUCAGCGUCCCAGGUAUCGGCGAUUAGUGAAGAGAUGGAUGCGGCUGCUGCCACAAAGUCAAAUGCCCCAUCGGUGUCACAAAUCUCUGCCAUUAGCGCAGAAGUCAUCAAUGCUAUUAACGGGGGUCUUGACGGAGACACGUACCGGUCAGAGCCAGAAGAAGCAGACGACAAGAAACAUAAUGGUUCUGAGGUGGCUAAUGUAGACAAAGCUCUAUCAACGACAAAGGAGACCUCGGAACAGCAGAAUGGGGAACAGCAGAAUGGGGAUAAUCAACCCCCUAGAUUUUCAUUUGAAAGCGAGGGAAAUAGGCCUGUGGUGGAUAUCCCGGUUCACGUCUUGGAAGAAUUCACGCGGGCUGGUGAGGAUGCUCCUGACGAGCCUCCACCACCGUUUCCUGAGCCUGAAGCGGACUAUCUGGAGGACAAGAAGGAAGAAACUGAAGAAGCCCCGCCAUAUGAGUCUACAGCCCCAUCCCAGACGACGCAUUCUGAUGCAAGUGCCGGUCUCGGUAUAUCAGCAGCACAGCAUCCUCCGGCCUCGCAGCCUCCCCAGGAUCCUCCCGUUCGUCAACCCGACAAGCCUUUACCAACCAGGCAGAAUGGACCUACCUGGAGGCCAAUUCCACCUAAGUCUCACUCUCACACGUCCUCAGCUCCAUCGCCGGGAAAACCUAGUGGCAAACCUGCUGUCAAUGUUCGUCGUUAUUAUGCAGUUCUCAAUCAGCAGGCUCAGCAGCAGCCACGGCAAGAGCAGCGUCGCGAACAGGUCAGUCAAGGCCAAGACAGGCAGCAGAACCGUGCACAAGCAGAAGCGCAAGCGUCUUCCAGUCGUGACGCAGGGCACUUCCCCGGCCACGAACACCGGAGGGGAUCUUCGGUGCCGGAGACGACUGCCACGCCGAACAGUUUUCGUGGGACUCUGAGCAGACCAGACACGGACAGUCAGGGAAGUGCCGACAGCAUGAUAGCCAAUGCGGCUACCUCUCGUCUUGAUCUGCGCGCAGAGCCGUCCCCAUUGAAUCAGCACGAAAAAUCUUCGCCCUCGAGUUCCCAGCAGCUCAAGAAUAAAAUCAUGAAGAUCGGAAAGUUGCCUCGGAUGUCGGUUUCGGGGGGCAAUGCUGCUUCCGCUGAAGGGAAGAAGAUGAGCUCUUUGAUCAGCGGAUUCUCUAAAUCCUCACCUAAUGGCCACCACGCCAAAGCAGAAAGCCAUUCUGAAGGCAAGCGACCGGUCCCUCAGCAUAACCCUCCGGCAGGGCAGCCCCAGCAUACGCCAUAUGCAGCACCUUGGAACGGGCAGAGUCAGCAGCCAGCUCCAUAUUACUACGGCUACAACACCGUCUUGGAACGUGGCCCACCAGUGCAGCAGUAUAAGCAGACUCCUCCCCCUGUGAGCAAUGGUUCGUUUGCGGGACAGCCUCCACCUCCAGAAGGCUACUACGCUCCCAGGCCUGAAUAUAGCCCCUAUGAUCCGUCUUACAUUGGCGGGUAUUACCAACAGCCGCCCAUUCCAGGACCGAGUGUUGCGCCGAAUCCGGGGUUCUACUAUCAAGCUCCUCCUCCAGCUGUUCCGCCGUCACAGUUCCAAUAUCAGUAUCCGGUUGCUGCUCCACACCAGCCAUAUACAUCUCCUCCCUCUCACGGGCAUUCCAGCCCGUCAAUGCAUUCGGCGCAUUCUCCCGCUGGCACGUUCUCGCCACCUUUGCCUCAAAGAGAUUCAUCCAGCCCGGAGCGUGGUCGCAGCCGGGCAGAGGAGCUCCACAUGCGAUCGCGGAGCCCGCGGACCUACCUGGGACGAAGGGAGGAGCAGAGUAGUGCCACGACGGACUACUCCGAUCCGGCGCACCGGUUGGGCAAGUUCAAUGCCGUGCCGGAGACGCCUCGGAUCGGGGAUCAGGAGCGGCCGUGGAGCAUCACCUUGCCCGAGGACCCGGACGAGGGGAUCUCGUUCCGUCGGCCGUCGUACCAGGUGCUUCAACAACGUGCUAGACAGGCGGCUGCUGACGAUGACGACGAUCCUCGCUCGCGACCGCCUGUGCCUGCUAAGGACGUGCCAGCAGGGGGUGCUCCGCGGUCUCAGGCCCAGGCGUCGGGAUCCAGUGGCCAGACCUCAUCUUCUGCCAACGGGAACCAGCUGCGCUCUGACGCGAACAGCCGGUUGCCUCGUCGGUAUGAGGAGGGGACGGUCAUCGACAAGACGGUGACGCCGGUGGAGCUGCCUGUGCCGGGGGACGACUCGAGCGAGGAGAUUGUUAUGUCGAGCACGGCGUAUCCGGGGCAGGAGUGGCAUCCGGCGGGCUACGAGCACUGGAUGCCUUAUUAA